Messenger RNA from Suillus paluster, 745 nucleotides. RefSeq lists its product as uncharacterized. NCBI's taxonomy places the organism in Eukaryota, Fungi, Basidiomycota, Agaricomycetes, Boletales, Suillaceae. The record is from RefSeq and is a predicted model, not a curated record. The coding region runs from base 110 to 745 and encodes 211 amino acids. The transcript is spliced from 4 exons.
GCUUGCCGUUUAGAGAAGCUGAGACGCACUGACGUCCAGCUGUGUAUUCGUCAAUUUGCACCUCGCUAUCGCGCGCUCUACAACAGGCUCUCUCAUCGAAAAACAUGUAAUGUGCUUGCUAAUCAUGUUCGACAACGUGUGCUGUCCCUAUUUCACGCUGGAGCAAGUAUUUUGGGACGUUUUCCAUCAGAUUAUCGCUCACGAGUUCGGUGCGCUCGUUACUGAACGUCUGUUGCGGGAAAUUGUGUUGCGGUCCGUCAAGCACAGAUCAGCCCGUCUAGAACGAAAACAGAAUGCGCUGGCGGACGUGAAUACUAUUCGCACAGAACGAGCGUGGGAGUGGCCAAUGCCCGUUUCAAAGGAAGUUAUUUUUGAGUGUUUGAAUGGCUAUAUGAAAGGUACUAUGUGGACUAAGCCGCCUUAUGACAGAGGUGCUGCUGAUGUUCGUCUAUCAGGAGAUAUUUCGUCCUUGAAUCUAGAUCUGCUCCGCGUCUCAGAUGACUUUGUUAUCAAAAAAAACGAUGGUCGUGACGCUAAUGGCUCCCGCGCAUACCAACUUAUACUGCGGCAUAUGCAGUUGCUGCCAUGCGCAGCCUACACGAAGAAAGCUCUUCACGAUUUGAAAGGAAAAAGGAAGGCCGCCGGCGAGCUCCAAGGCCAGUCACCUGCUAAGACCUCGAAGAUGCCCGCGAAGAGUCGUGACAUAUUUGACAUGGAGCUGGAGACUGAUGAGGAGUAUAUUUGA